Notothenia coriiceps (black rockcod) is the source of this 9318-nucleotide messenger RNA. Its product is annotated as histone-lysine N-methyltransferase 2B-like. Gene Ontology annotation, molecular function: histone H3K4 methyltransferase activity; zinc ion binding; protein binding. NCBI's taxonomy places the organism in Eukaryota, Metazoa, Chordata, Actinopteri, Perciformes, Nototheniidae. The record is from RefSeq and is a predicted model, not a curated record. Gene Ontology annotation, biological process: positive regulation of DNA-templated transcription. Gene Ontology annotation, cellular component: nucleus; histone methyltransferase complex. The coding region runs from base 70 to 8790 and encodes 2906 amino acids. The transcript is spliced from 31 exons.
CAUCUUGCCUCUCAUAUCCUCAGAUUGCUGCUGUCAGCCGCUGCCAGCUCCGUGUUGUUGUAGUAAAUAAUGGCGGCAUCGGGACGGGGAUUAUCCCCUCCCGCUACCGUGGCGGGCUUGAGCAUGCAAGCGCCGGCUCGGGCUCGCUUCCCGGGUCGGCCGUGCACUGUUCGCAGCAGGCUGCGCUCGGAGAAACGUAUCAAAUGCGGAAGGUUGGGCUCGGACGACGGGGAUCUGGCUUCUGAAGGGCCGAGGCCCGUAAACAUCGGCCUGGCGUUGAGCGAGGACCCGGCCCUGCUGCGCCUGCUCGGGGUGUGGGAGAAGCACAGCAGACAGAGAGAUGCGGGCUUCAUGUCCAGUGAAGAGGAGGAGGACGUUUUCACUGGAUUUGGGACCACCACAGGUAGUCCACAGAAAGCUCCUAGGUCGUCUUUACUCAGCCGAGCAAAGCUUCCCCUAGCUUCAGACCGCUCUCUGGAAGUAAAGCCUCUAUUAGGAAAAAUUAUACCUAAGAAUCCAAAAUCGUCUCUUAUUGGAAAAAUUGUGUCCAGACUUCCUAAAGAAGACCAUGGUUUCAUAGAGAGCCGAUCUAAAGACGAAGAUAUACCCAAGAUGCUGAUUAAACUGCGCGGCAAGCAGGUAGCUCCUACUGUAGUAGCCAAACAUGCAAUCGCGCAGGCCUCAGAUAGACAGAGCAGUACAAGAGCAGCAGACUUUAUUAGGAGAGCAGGAAAAUCAGCAUACUCCCGCAACAUGCGAAACCAAACAGCCGCUACCUCAGCUGGUGGCACCAGGCAAGCUUCCAAGGUCAAAGAACCAGGCGAGGUGUCUGAGGAUUCAGAUACGGACCAAUCUCAGCCACAGAGAUCUGUGAAACGCAGGAUUGGGCACACCAGACGCACCUCCCAAGCAGCAGCUCUGUCGUUCACAUCCUUUCAGAAACGGCAGAGGAAGAGAAUGGCUAAGGGUAUGGGUGCCUCUCCAGAGGCCGGAGCUGAGGCCCAGAGUGGAGACGAAGCAGCAAUGCCACUCAAGAGUAAAGCCACAGAUUCCCCUGAAAAAAUAGUACUCAAAAGGCAACGCAAAAAAUCUCUGUAUGGGCACAAGCGAAAGCCGAAGCCAAACAAUUCACCAGAAGUUAGACGUCCGAAAGUUUGUCGUAUUCGAACUAGGCAUGUUUUUUACACCUAUGUAACGGAGCCCAUUCCAGCCCCACUGACUCCGGGUGGGAACCAGCAGCAGCAGCAGCUGCAGAGUCAGAGUAUCGCCCCAUCUGAGGGUGACCCCAACACCUCCACUACUGUAACGAGUGGACGGUCCUCCCGCGUCAUCAAAACUCCAAAGAGGUUCCUGGACGAGGAAAUUAUCCCCUUUCCGAAGGGUUCUCUGGCAACAUGGCAGAAGAGUCAACAGAGAGAGGAUGGAAAACCAAGUCCAUCAUACCAUGACCCGAGUUAUGAUGGCAACUUGCUGCAGUCAGACUGUGACUCUACAUCUGUGACCGACAGCCCGUCUGCAAAGUUCCCAUCAAAGCCCAGGCCAGGCACGAGCCACCUCGAGAUUUACAAGAACCUUAAGAAACUGACCUUGAAACUGGCGGAGAAAAAGAAAGGCCACUCAGACACUGAAGGGAGCUAUCAACAAAGUGGCGACGGGUUGACCUCUCACGUCAGGAAGAAGCGGCGGUCGAAGCUCAUGAUGGAGGAGAUGGAUGCGCCGGGUGUUGUCAGGAAACUAGCCGUGUUGGUGAAUGCUGAUGUGGCAGCCCCCUCAAGUACGCCGCCAGGAGAUACAGGCAGCAACACUACAGAUGAAGCGGGAGGCGUUCCCGGGGAGAACAAUGAGGCGGUGGAAGUCAGCGGUCCCAGCUAUCGCAUUGGUCUCAGUGGAGCUAAUAAGACCAUGCUCCACCUGCUGAAGAAAGCCAAAGUUCAGCUCAUCAAAAUUGAUCAGCAGAAGCAGCUGAAGAUGUCGCAGUUGGGCUCAGGAGAAUCACGAGUGCCAGUGACGAGAAGGAGGAGGAGGAGGAGAGUUGGCUUAUCUCCCAAAGAUAAAAAUUCUGAGGAGCAGCCGCUAGGUGGGCCGAGGAUCAAACAUGUGUGUCGGGCAGCAGCAGUGGCUCUGGGUCAGCCCCGCGCCUUGGUGCCAGACGAUAUCCCCAGACUCAGCGCCCUGCCGCUCCACGAGAGAGAGGGCAUCACCUUUUCUCCCGCAGCAGAAGAUGUGGCCGAUGAUGACGAUGAGAUGCCUGAUCCGGGCCGGGAUCAGUGGUUUGUCACUCAGAAUCACAUUCAGAGGAGGAGGAGGGUCCGGGGGAGGGGGAGGGGCCAAAUGUUCAGGAAGAAGAAGAAGGCCCAGGGUCAAUAUGCCAUUGGGGGAGUCCGCUCCCGGCGCUGUGGAUGCUGCGAGGGCUGUUUGAUAGAGGAGGACUGCGCAGAGUGCACCAACUGCCUUGAUAAGCCCAAGUUCGGGGGGCCCAACACCAAGCGGCAGUGUUGCGUAUAUAGGAAGUGUGAUCGGAUUGAGAAAGCGAGGAUGGAUCGCGUCAUCAAACCAUUGAAACUCAGGGCAAGGCAUUUCCUCCGCCCCGUGUCAGGCAGUGAGGAUACGAGCUGGAAAUCUAGAGUCGCAGCCGAGGGAUCGACAUCGAAGGCGCCUGCCCUCAGGAAACAUUCUCUACGUAACAUCACGCCCCGCUCCUACAGCAGCCUGCUGAAGUCUGAAUCUGAGGAUGAGGAGGGAGUAGAAGACAAGUACAAGGCUGAUAAAUCGCCAGUUAAGAUGGCUGUAGCCUCUGAUAACAAGCAAGAUGGAGGAACGCUACCAGGCGACCCUCCGACUGAGAUGCCGAAGCCUCGCCGGCUGUUCUCCAAAGGACCCGGGACCAAACCCAGAGCUAACAAGGAACAGGAGAACACGGAGCCGAUGGAGUCCAGAGACACUUUACCAGAAACCAGCCCAUCCAGAAGCCCGAAGCUGGAGCGGCAGCUACAAAUACACUUACACCGCCUGCCUGAUAAUACCCCGCAGUCCGCUCUGUUUUUGCAAAAGCAGUGCCCCCAGUGUCCGGAUGUUGGUGCUGCAAAGUCACCUCCGAUAUUGACCCAGCUAAUGACGCAGCCUGCUAUUUCACAUUCAUCACAUUCCACACCGCAGUGCUCUCCAGAACUUCCCCAGCCUGUAACACAUGCCGCUUCUCCACCUUCCCCAGCAUCCCCCCAUCCCAUAACAGAACCCUCAAAGAAAUCCCUUUUGUUACGAUUGCCCCGCUUGCCUAAGACUCUGGCGGAAUCAGCCUUGCAAUUGCACAAAAUUAUCCCAUCAUCUCAAGAACAACAACAAGAACCCCAGUCCACACUGCAGUCUGCUGUGACAGAGGUUUCGUCAAAGUUGUUUUUUCAGGAACAUCCAGAGUCUGAGGUGCAGCCCCCGGAUGUUUUGCCUGAGACGCACACAGCAAACAAAGAUAAAACUGUUCAAGUGCUCCCUCAGACCGUCCAUCCACACACAGAGUUACAGGAGGGCCAGCUAAAGGAGCGGGAGGACAGGCCAGUGGAUCAGCCUCAAAAGGAGGAGGAGGAGGACGGUUCUGUAAAAACUGACACACAAUAUGUCCUUCGUUCCCAGAAUCCUGCAGAGUGUGCAUCAGGGAACAGCCUGACUGGGUUAACCAACGGUUUUCCCCAAAAAGGCCUGUUGCAGAACAAGUACAAGAUUCGUGUGGACUUCAAGGAAGACUGUGCUGUCCAGAACGUGUGGCUGAUGGGCGGCCUGAGCGUCCUCACGUCCGUCCCCACCACCCCACAACCUGUCUGCCUGCUGUGUGCCAGUAAAGGACGACAUGAGAUGAUAUUCUGCCAGAUCUGCUGUGAGCCUUUCCACAGUUUCUGCCUCUCAUCCGAGGAGCGCCCCCAGGAGGAGAACAAGGAGAACUGGUGCUGCAGGCGCUGCAAGUUCUGUCACGUGUGUGGCCGUCGAAGCAAGAGCACAAAGCCAGUGUUGCAGUGCAUGAGAUGCCAAACCUCCUACCACCCCUCCUGCUUGGGACCAACCUACCCCAAACCUAUGAACUGCAGCAUGCCUUGGGUGUGCAUGACAUGCAUUCGUUGUAAAAGCUGCGGCGUGACUCCUGGAAAGUCCUGGGACUUGGACUGGAACCACGAGCAGGAUCUUUGUCCUGACUGCUCUUCUCUCCACAAAAAAGGUAAUUUCUGCACCGUCUGCAACACGUGCUACAACGCCAAUGAUCAACACACACAGAUGAUUCAGUGUUCGCAGUGCAGCCACUGGAUCCAUUACACAUGUGAAGGACUUUCAGAUGAGCUGGUUGGGAUGCUGUCGAGCCAAACGGAGAAAGUGUUUUUCAGCUGCUCCCCCUGCAGAGGGCAGCCGACUGAAGGCAGCAGCUUGAAGGUGGAGCUGCAGGGGAGGCUGGUGGACGGGCUGGAGGAGGUGCUCACUGACCUCCUCUCCCACAACACCACACAGCACCUCCUCAAGUGCAAAAUGUGUCGGGAAACAAACAACACACAACUUAUCAGGGAACAGCAACCAGUGUGUGAUCUACAAGCCAUGGAAAACAAGUUUCAAGUGGGCGGAUACAGCUCAAUAAAAUCUUUCCAUGCGGAUGUUGUCUCUGUGAUGAGGAAAGCGCUGAAGGAGGAAGAGCUUCUCCCCGAGGAGCUGAGACCCACCAGUCAGGCCGGGGAACGCUAUGUCAAAGUCGUUGAGCAGAUGUUCAGUUGGUUUCCUGCAAGCCAACUGAAAAAGUGGAACUUGUCAUCUGGAGAAUUACCAAGUGGCAUGCUCCCUGAAGCAGUCCUCCCUCCAUCUAAGGAGCACAGCUAUGCGCAGUGGAUGGAACGGACAUACCAGCCCAAAGAGCCCAGGGGCCCACAGGCGGGGAAAACUGAGUCUGUGGUUUCCUCAGUCACGACACAGCAGUUCGGUGUACCGCACGACCGCACUCUGUAUUCACAUGAUGUAAAAGGUGAUCUGAAUAGUACCAACACUGGAGAUAUGAGGCAGUGUGCCCUGUGCCAACAAAAUGGAGAUUAUCCUCCCAGGGAUGCAGGGCGGCUGCUGUACUUGGGACAGAAUGAGUGGGCUCACAUUAACUGCUGCCUCUGGUCUGCAGAGGUGUAUGAGGAUAACUGUGCUCUUUUACAAGUGCACAGCGCUGUCUCAAGAGGGCGCCACCUGCGCUGUGAUCGUUGUGGGCAGUCAGGAGCCACGGUGGGCUGCUGUCUCUCCACCUGCCAGAGUAAUUUCCACUUCAUGUGUGCACGUGCCCAGCACUGUGUGUUUCAGCGGGACAGGAAGAUGUUCUGCUUCAAACACAGAGAUCUUGUCAGUGUGAAGACGGUGUCUGGGAAGGGGUUUGAAGUCGCUCGGCGGGUAUACGUGGACUUUGAUGGGAUCACUCUCAGAAGAAAGUUCCUCACAGGCCUGGAGCCAGAAACCAUAAACAUGACCAUAGGCUCUCUGCAGAUUCAGAAACUUGGUGUGUUAUCAGAGCUGUCGUCAAAUGGGAGGAUGCUGUAUCCCGUCGGCUAUCAAUGUUCCCGGCUGUACUGGAGCACUGUGGACCCUCGCAGACGCUGCAAGUACACAUGUAAAGUGACAGAAGUUAGCACGCCUCUGCCUGGCGAGGAACAAGAUCCACGGUGGGACAAUGAAGAUAAUCACACCAUAAUCCACAGCCCCAACCACCACAGAGAUAUGGAGUCCCCGGAGCGUUUAAGCUCGUCAACCAGCCCAGUGAAGUCCGCUACUCCAUCACCAAACUUCAAACAGCACAACACACCCGGGUCCAAAAGUCCUGGUUACACACAGACCAGGAAACCAGCAGGAGGGUCAUCUCGACCUCUUCCAUCUCCAGGGUCCGCUCUUCCCAAAUCGCAUCACAUCCUGACACUGAGGGACCUGGAGGACACGCGGCGGCCUCGCAGGCUCUCAUCAAGAAGCCGCUGCAGUUCCUCGCCAACAGACAGCGACCCGUCUGUGCCGAUGACCCUCCGCUCUGGAGGCACCAUCCAAUCCAGGUGUGCUCUGUUCAGCUCCCCUCCAAGGACAUCCAAUUUGGGGCCAGCGUCUCCUCCUCUGUCACGACAAAACUCAGUAUCACCACCAGUCUGGAGCUCACCACCCCGAUCCAACUCCAGCAUUACUGCAGGGCUGUCACCUCGGCAAGGAGCCAUCACACACUCCCCCAGAGGGAGGCAGAACUUUAAAAUCACCACACCCAUUUCUGCAGAAGUUCCUCAGGACUUCCUAGCAUCGUCUGAGGCAGAAGACGCAGCAGUGGCCACGACCAAUGGGAUCUCACUAGCACCUGGUAACCUAGAGGAGGAGGUGGCCCACCUGAUGGCCCAGGAGUUGCCGUACACGGUGUUCGACACGGACACAGAGGUAGCCGUGGCCUCCAUGCUGAACGCUAAGCUUGACUUUGACGAGGCUCUGCUUACUGAGAACGUUGGCCUUCACUGUGUAGCACCGGGCGGGAGGGAAGAGGUGGAAAACAUAGUGCAAGAUUUGCAGAUGCAAGAAGACCACCGGGAUAAUGACUCUGAAGUUGAAGACUCAAGCCAUUACUUUAAAUUUGCCCGCACAGUUGUGUGUGAUGCAGCUAGCAGCUCGGACGCCUCAGCACAGCUCACUUCAACGCAGUCCAUCUCCCAGUUAGAUGGAGCGGACGGAGGGUCGGACAGUGAUGAAAGCGAAACGAUCGAUGAUGAAGCUCGGGAGCAUACAGAAAUAGAACAUGGAGGGAGUCAGAUCCACAGCACACAUAAUACACCAACUAAGCAGCUGACAGUCACUCUUCAGAGGCUGGAUUCAAUCUACAGCAUGCCAAAGUCAAGCCAUGACCUUGAGGUACAUGAAAGUACUCCACCAUGUGAUAUCCUUGAAAAUAGUUAUGAAAAUGACGAGGUGUCAGUUCAGGAGGAAGAAGUUCCCAUGAGCUUUGAAACGCCAACAGCUCAAGCAGAUCUGUUUCUGGAUUCCACCACAGGCCAUUUUACUUCUUCUGAAGUUGUCACUGAAGUUGGCACUGAAGUUGUCACUGAAGUUGGCACUGAAGUUGUCACUGAAGUUGGCACUGAAGUUAGCACUGCUGUGUGCACGAAUAAUAUUGAAUUAGGCCUCAAAGAAGACAGCUGCUCAUCGGUCGACUCUGUUGAAGGGUUUAAAGAUGAUUUGAAAGACCUUGACUACUCUCCAGAUCGUGCUGAGGGUCAGGAGCGUAAAACCAAAAAGUCUCCCACAGCGCCGAUGAAAGCAAUCAUCAUAAAGACAAAAUGUCCACCAACAAACCUUCAUCGCUUGUCGCCAAAACCUUGUCUUCCACAGCAGCGCACCUUCAAAAUGAUGUUGCCACCUCGGCCUGUACAGAUUGUAAACAAUGCUUCCCCCGCUGUUGUCACUGUUCCUCGCACAAUCACCUCCCCGAUCAUGAUCAAUGGUUUAAACGUACCCAUUCAGGCUGCUGCCACACAGGGAAGAACCAUCGCCAUUCGCCUGGACAACCCGACAGGAAGUCAGCAGCAGGUUGCGAUUCAGAAUCAAGCCGCAUCGACUAGCUCGCCGGCUCCCGCCCCUCAGGUCCUGUUGGUCAACCGACAGGGUCAGAUCCUGAUCAAAGACCCGAGAUCCAACACUUAUCAGACCCUCAGCACAAAUUCUCCUGCCUACAAUAAAAUAAGCCAGAUUGCCAAGAUUCUCCACAGCGGGAAUGCUUUGCAGCGCUCGGUCCCUCGUGUUGUGAUAAAGCCGCGGUCCAGCCUCUCAACCACAAUCGUCCCCUCCGUCAGUAACAACACCUCAACCACAGAGAGAAAAAUCAUCGUCAGAGUGAUGCCUAUGAAAAGCGCUGCAGCUGCCACGACCCCGGUGACCCUGCAGACGGCCCUGCAGACGACCCUGCAGACGACCCUGCAGACGGCCCUGCAGAAGGCCCAGCAGACGGCCCAGCAGACGAUCCCUGACGCACGUUUCUCUAGCAUUGAAGCGAGCACAGCCCAGGCUAUCAUCGACAGAGCCAUGGCCACCCACCGCGAAGUGCCAAAGACUACACCCCUCAUCCUCAGUAAAUCUUGCCGGCCAAAGGUCAGAAAGCCAUUGCCGGUUCAGGCUUCAGAGGUCUCAGAUCAGUCACCAGCUGCACGUUCAGAAUCCCACAGCAGUUUAGUAAUCGAACCAGCACUAGCCUCGUCAUCACGCCAGCAGGUCAGAGUCAAGAGAGUGUCGGCGGUGUCCGAACGACCCUCCAAUAAGAAAUCCAAGAUGGACUUUUUGAGGGAUCCCUCAAGUGAGCUGGAUCAAGUUAAUGAAGCUAGACCGAGUGGUGUGAGGAUUAAAGCUCCAUCAAUGAAGGACAUCCUUGAUAUGGACCAGGAAAAAAUGUCACAUGAGCCUGAGCAGUUAAGGAUUACCGCUCCACCUCCUCCUCCUACACCCUCCAGGCACCCUCGGGUUGAGACUCCGCCCGCACCUGUACAAACCAACAGUCCCAUUCAGAGUAAAACACACACGUGGGUAGGCGCUCGCCACGGAGACCUCUCUGAAUGGGGCCCUUAUUCAGGUUUUAGCUCAGAAGAAGAUGCACCUGCACCCAAACACAGGAAGAGGACGUACAUGAACCAGCCACACCUGCGCUUCGAAAUCACCAGCGAGGACGGAUUCAGUGUGAAGGCUAACAGCAUAGAGGGUAAGAGCUGCGUGUGUUCUGUCCUUAGCUCUGAAUAUGUUAACAAAGCUAACCUAGUAGCUGACCUAACUAUCUUCUAGGUGUGUUGUGCUUGGGACACUGUUUUGGAGCUGGCUUAUAUCGUAACCUAAAACUAAAACGGAGAAAAGAAGUGAAAAAUAAUGUCAGAAUCUGAAACUAAACAACAACAACAUAUCCUUUCAGGAAAAACAUCAUGUUAUCAUAGGGACUGAAAUAAUACUGCCAAUUUUGGUUACAUUAAACCUCUGGCUUGAAGAGCCUUGACAUUCCAGCAGAUGGCGCUAUGCUGCAAUUGCUUUAAUCCCUUUUUAGUUUUUUGCAUGAGUAAUUAAAUAACAAGAACAUUAUUUAAAUAUCCUGCAUUAAGUUUAAGUUUUUCAUCUUAGGUCUAGUGUUUUCUUCUGGGUGUAUUGGUGAAAUAGUAUUUAAGAUGAUUACAGAAUUAAACGUUUGUGAACACUUCCACACUGUUCUUAACAAUAUUUUAACUAAAACUACUGUUAAUCUUAGCAUGAAUUAAAGCAUUUGAGACGAGCAAAACAAGAGUCUGGUCAGCUUGUGUGCAGUUUAGUCCUCACACCCUCUUA